Messenger RNA from Amoebophrya sp. A25, 2618 nucleotides. Lineage: Eukaryota; Dinophyceae; Syndiniales; Amoebophryaceae. The record is from the annotation of a GenBank genome assembly.
AAUGGAUUCGAUUGAUGAAUGAAAAACAAAAAACCGCGGUUAAAUGCCAGCAGGAGCCGCGGUUAGCCGGAAUCUUGACUAUGAUAGGCUGAUGUGUUCGUUUCCGUUCUUGUUUGUUGAUCUAACUUUUUACGAGCAGUAGAGUCGAGCGAUGUGGCAGCGAAUGAAAACUCAAUGUUCGAAUACCAAUGUUGAUGGAGCUAGUACGCUCACUACAUGAAACCAUGAUGAUCCCAGAGGUUCACUUCCGAGAAAUUUAGCGUUGCUUGAACUCAAUGCUAGACGUAGAGUCCUUACUCGUGCGAGCGUAAACUGAGCGACCUCUAUUUAUCAUACAUUUCCCUCAGUGCCCUUUAAUCACAGAGUACCCUGCUCCUUAUCCCGCCUCAGAAUUUUUCUAGCGCUUUCCUUUUCUUCGUUGCUGCUCGCUUUCGCAGCUAUCUCUUUCGUGAUUCGUUUCCACAGGGAUGUCAUUCAUGAGUAGUUUCGAUUUUUGAACAUCAAGCACUUGCUUUGGAGUAGUAUAACGCAAAAAUUCUAAUUUCAAGAAAGUUUACGUUAUAAAUAACGAAGUACAUUCAAAUUCAAUGGCGUCGUCCUCAUCGUCCGCGCGUGGAGGUGGUGGCUCCUCAUCCUCUAGCAAAGGCAAUGGCCCUAGCAGCAAUGAGGACUUUUACUCCAUACUGGAAAUCGGCAAGGAGGCUUCCGCAGACGACAUAAAAAAAGCAUAUCGGAAACUCGCAAUCAAGUGGCACCCGGAUAAGAACCCUGAGAACCAAGGGCAAGCGACGGAGAAGUUCAAACUAGUGGCUGAAGCCUAUGAAGUGCUGUCAGACGAAACAAAGAGGAAGCAAUAUGACCAAUUAGGUAUAUCGGGAUGGCGACAAAUGCAGAGUGGAGGAGGAGGUAGGAGUGCUGGAGGUGGCUUUCCUGGUGGCGGAUUUCAUGGAGGCGAAAUCGAUCCGAAUGAAAUCUUUCGAGCAUUCUUCGGUGGCGAUUUCGAUUUUGGGGGUGGAGGCGGCAUGCGAGGAGGACCGGGAGGCAUGCGGUUUCAGAUGGGAGGGAAUGGUACUUCCUUCAUCCCAUGGAAAAAAGGACUUGAAUUUUUUCAACUAGUACUUGUCAUAAGAACUACAAGGACCCCGCGCACAGACCUGUCGCCUACAACGUACUUGUCCUUAUUUUUUGUAUUCGUCCACCAUCAGUAGAAGAUUCCCAUUUGCUUCUUCUUCACGUUACCAGGUAUGUCCUUCUCUUUUGGCGGACCUGGCAUGGGAGGUCCUGGUGCUGGGUUUGGAGGUGGAGGUGGUGGAGACCCCUUUGCCGCAUUUUUCCAGAAUAUAGCAUAUGCGCAUGGAGGUGGAGCACAACAGCGGCCAACUCAACCGGUAAAAUGCACUCUCGAAGAGCUCUAUAAGGGAUGCGAAAAGAGUGUGCCGAAAGGGAGGGGAGAGGUACUUGUCUAUCGAUUUGUUGACCUUGGAGGUAAUUAGAUGUACAACUAGAAUAGCUAUAACAGGUCUAGUACUUGACCUUGGGCUCCUCCCAAAAUUCCACCCACUCCUCCCAAAAAUGUACGACGACCUACCUACCUCCACCUCGCACCUACUACUUCAGAACGUCACCAUCGCAAUCGAGAAGAGUACGAAGAUAGGGCAAAAGUUCGUUUCCGAUGAGCAGCGCUUCAUUGUCCAGCAAGAACCCCAUGCCAGAUUUGAGCUCCGCAAUAAUAGUCAAGACCUCUACUACCUCUGCCAAGUCAGCCCUUGGGAAUGGCUCUUCGGCACUGACUUAAGCGUGAAAAUGCUGGACAACACGAGUGGCACAGUGAAAAUGCCGGCAUGGCAGCUCAGCUUUCCCCUGCGAAUACGAGGAUGGGGCAUGCCGAAAACAGCAGAUGCAGCGUCAAAGUCUUCAGCGGCUUCGGGUGGAGCAGGAUCUGCUAGAAGACGAGGAGUGCGAGAAGGCCAGCUGAUGAGCAAUGACUUUGGAGACAUGACGAUCAGGUAGUUUUUUACAUGGCUUUUUCAUGUAGAUGCACUAGUUGUACUUACACUUACACGACUUGCGCUUCCAGAACAUCAACAUGAUUUUUAGUCCUGCUCUGGUGAUUGAAAGUCCAUAUCUCCAUCUCCCCUUCCAUCAGGAUGAUCCCGUUUUCGAAGCAGACGCUAGGGGACUUGAGACAGAAAGCUCAAUGGAUCCUAUACAUCGUUUUGAUAGGCCUCUUUAUGGUCAACCCUUCGAUGUUCUUCAUGUUCUACUUCAUUUUCUAUCCUGCGCUUCAGCGCAUGCUAGCACAGAACAACCGUUGAUGAGGGUGUGGAGGACAAUCCCGAACCUCCAUAGGACGUCGCCCACCUUCCCUUCCUCCUAGAACCAAGAAUAUCCCUCCUUUUGUGCCUAAGGCCUUUUGCCGCAAUUUACAUUUAGAUUCUGGUUGUUUUACACCUGAAUUUGAAUCAUAAAUAGAAUGAACAAUCCUGGCAUGGGAUUGUUUUCAUUGCCCACCAUUUUGCCUCAUGAAACUCGAGGUCUUAAUGCUGAAUCAAUUUGUCCCUUUGUGGUGUUUUGAUUUUCAGGCUUCUUGUCGCCUAGGCGACACGCUUCCAAGUAAA